This is a messenger RNA of Rhagoletis zephyria (snowberry fruit fly), 2247 nucleotides long. RefSeq names its product Protein phosphatase 1alpha at 96A (gene Pp1alpha-96A). NCBI's taxonomy places the organism in Eukaryota, Metazoa, Arthropoda, Insecta, Diptera, Tephritidae. Gene Ontology annotation, cellular component: nucleus; cytoplasm. The record is from RefSeq and is a predicted model, not a curated record. Gene Ontology annotation, molecular function: protein serine/threonine phosphatase activity.
GAAAUUACUUUGUAUUUAUAAUAAUCUUCCCAACUAUAUAAACGCAUUAAGCUGUAAUGUGUUAUAUCAUUAUUACAUUUCACAUGACAUUUGUUACUGUCAAGUGUUAUGCACUUGUCUUCGUCGUUUUCCUCGUUUGGUGGUGUGUAUUGCUUAAAUUUUCCGCAGAAGAAAAUCUGGUGAAAUUUUCACAUAAGCCGAACAGUGUAAAAACUUUAUGCGUAACGUUAUUUUCUGCCUCAUAACGCACAAAAACGCAUUUUUGAUUUCAAAUAAAUUUAUUGGCUUUGAUGGCGAUAAUUGAAAAAUUGGGUGCAACUAGCAACUGCGACGAAUGUGUGUGAGUGGUGAAAAUAAUUGGGCAGUGUGUGCGAAAAAGAAAAUCAGUGCUGAGCUUUGCCUGCAAAUCACCCACCCGCCACCCAAAUAUUAAGAAAAAAUCGAAUGAGAGGCUGACGACGACAAAACUGUUGUUUUUGCCAAUUCUUGCCUAUGACAAAAAUAUAAACUCGUCAGCACAAUUGUGUUAAAAAAGGAGUCGAUUUUACAUAGCUCCAGAACACCGAUCUAGCAAACAAAAACGGCAGCAAUAUACGGCCAAAGAGGGUGAUCUAUAGCUCAGGAAGUGCACGCGUGCUGAAAUAGCUUUUCCAAUAGAUCUUCGAAAACAAAAAGCAUAUUGCAACAACAUAUGAGACGCAAUUACAAGAGCAAUCUGGUACUGGACAGGCAACCAUAUUUGUAGUACGUAUAAAGUUAGGAAAAACGGGAAAACCAACGAUUUAGUGGCGUUGUCAGCGACGUACCAAUCGACCACAACAAACAGGCGGCAGUAAUAAGCUUUUAAUUGUUUAGCAACGCAUUGCAUACAGUGGGCGGAUAUUUGUAGGGUAUUUAAUAACACAAACGUUGGCGUGAACACGUCAUGUCCGACAUCAUGAAUAUUGAUAGCAUUAUUUCAAGAUUAUUAGAAGUGCGUGGUGCCCGACCUGGUAAGAAUGUACAACUAUCGGAGAGUGAAAUUCGGGGGUUAUGCCUGAAGUCACGCGAAAUAUUCCUAUCUCAACCGAUCCUCUUAGAACUGGAAGCACCGUUGAAAAUAUGCGGCGACAUACACGGCCAAUACUACGAUCUGCUGCGCCUCUUUGAAUAUGGCGGCUUUCCACCAGAAUCAAAUUAUCUAUUUUUGGGCGAUUAUGUGGAUCGUGGCAAGCAAUCCUUAGAGACUAUUUGCCUGUUGCUGGCUUACAAAAUAAAAUAUUCGGAAAACUUUUUCUUACUGCGCGGCAACCACGAAUGCGCCAGUAUAAAUAGAAUUUAUGGUUUUUACGACGAGUGCAAGCGUCGGUAUACUAUUAAGCUUUGGAAAACGUUUACAGAUUGUUUCAAUUGUUUGCCAGUGGCGGCCAUUGUUGAUGAAAAGAUUUUCUGUUGUCAUGGCGGUCUCAGUCCUGAUUUAUCGUCUAUGGAGCAAAUAAGACGCAUUAUGCGUCCCACAGACGUGCCGGAUCAGGGAUUGCUAUGUGAUCUAUUGUGGUCGGAUCCAGAUAAAGAUACAAUGGGUUGGGGUGAAAACGAUCGCGGUGUGAGCUUCACAUUUGGCGCUGAGGUUGUUGGGAAAUUUUUACAAAAACAUGAUUUUGAUUUGAUUUGUCGCGCGCACCAAGUUGUCGAGGAUGGUUAUGAGUUCUUUGCCAAGCGACAAUUGGUCACAUUAUUCUCGGCACCAAACUACUGUGGUGAAUUCGACAAUGCAGGUGCAAUGAUGUCUGUGGACGAUACACUAAUGUGUUCCUUCCAAAUAUUGAAACCGGCCGAUAAACGUCGGUUUGUCUAUCCGAAUUUCGGCAGCUCGGGGCGUCCGUUGACUCCGCCACGCGGCGCCAACAAUAAAAACAAAAAGAAAUAAACACAGCUACAUACAAAAUAGCAACAAAUUAAAGAAAAGAUGAAAAUGUGCAAAAUUAGCUAAUACAAGUUGAAGCAUACAAAUACAAAAACAACUAAAAAAGGUAAAAUCAAUCGAAUAGCUGGAAAAAUGUGAAGAAGAGAAAAAAAAAAUAAAGUAAAAAAACGAUGUAAAAUACAAAUCACAAAACACUGUUAUGGCAAAGAAUUUCCAACAACAAUGGAAAAUAAAGGGGAAAUGUUGUAAAGUAGCGACGGCCACAUAAAAUUACACACACACACACACAGUGCAUAAACAUACAAACAAGUGCAGCAAAAGGCACCAAUACAUAUAUACAC